Pelmatolapia mariae (spotted tilapia) is the source of this 1001-nucleotide messenger RNA. RefSeq names its product stonustoxin subunit alpha-like. The record is from RefSeq and is a predicted model, not a curated record. The transcript is spliced from 2 exons. The coding region runs from base 58 to 711 and encodes 217 amino acids. NCBI's taxonomy places the organism in Eukaryota, Metazoa, Chordata, Actinopteri, Cichliformes, Cichlidae. Gene Ontology annotation, molecular function: protein binding.
CUUUGAGCUCAGUGUGUAACAGUGUGUGUAUGAGAGCCAUGUAAUGUCCAUGUGUGCAUGCUGACUGCUCUGACCCCUCCUCCUUUCAGGGUGGAGCCUGCUGGAGUCCGAUGGUUGAGACCAGGUCUGAGGAAGUAUUCCUGUCAACUCACAAUCGACACAAACACAUUGAACACAAGCCUCCAACUGUCUGACAACAACAGGAAGGUGACACAUGUGGAGGAGGUUCAGUCAUAUCCUGAUCAUCCAGACAGAUUUGAUGUUCUUCCUCAGCUGCUGUGUAGAAAUGGUCUGACUGGUCGCUGUUACUGGGAGGUCGAGUGGAGAGGAAUCGUUCAUAUAUCAGUGAGUUACCGAAGCAUCAGAAGGAAAGGAGGCAGUUAUGACUGUUGGUUUGGACACAAUGAUCAGUCCUGGAGUCUGUACUGCUCUGAUGAUGGUCCUAAGUUUGUCUGGCACAAUAACAGACACACAUCCAUCUCCUCCUCCUCCUCCUCCCCCUCCUCCUCCUCCUCCUCCUCCUCCUCCCCCUCCUCCUCCGUCUCUAACAGAGCAGCAGUGUAUGUGGACUGUCCUGCUGGCACUCUGUCCUUCUACAGAGUCUCGUCUGACACUCUGAUCCACCUCCACACCUUCAACACCACAUUCACUCAAACUCUUUAUCCUGGGUUUAGACUCUGGUCUCCUGGUUGCUCAGUGUCCCUGUGCUGAGUGUAAAGAGUGUCUCCUGUUAGAGAAACACUCUGACUGUUGAACAGAUAGUUCAGUCUGUACAUGUCUGUCUCUUUCACUCACAAACACGUUUUCAGAUUCAUGGAUUCAAUCAGUUGAUGUUUGAAACUCUUCUAAAUGAUUCCUUGUAAACUUCUUCAGUCACAAACAAACAGGAAGUGAUGUCACAUGUGUUCCUGUCCACACAGCAGAAUGAGUCUAUUGCUGACAGUGAUGUACAAACAGAGUGAGCAUUUCUGAGGCCAAAAUAAACUGAGUAGUUCACUGAA